AUGAGCAAGAACCUUCUUACUGUCACGUCGUUGAACUUAGCAGUCGCUUCUGUCCUGCUGACCAUCGCGAACUCGUCGCACCAAGAGCCGGAGUACAACGUGGACAGCCAAAAUGUGUGCAUCACCCCAGGCUGCGUACGAGCGGCCGCUGCUCUGCUCGAGAACAUGGACAAGGCAGUCGACCCGUGCACAAACUUUCACGAAUACGCCUGCGGCGCCUUCAAUAAGCGAGAACCGGGAGACGUGAUGAUCACAGAGGCGGCAGAAAAUGAAAGGAAAGUAUCCGCGGUCUUUGAUGCAGAGAAUCCGGACGCUGGUGCCUAUUCCGUGAGUAUGCUGUUGACAAAUUCCACUUGUUGCCGUUGCUUCAACUUGGCCAUGGGGAACCCGAAUUUGAUGGCAAUUCUGACGUCGAUGACCACCGCCGAAGUCCUGCCGUUCGUGAAGAAGGAAAUUGAGCGGAAAGGAGUGAUCACGAUUUGGCUGGACGAUUACGGUCUGCGCCUGGAAUCACGCGAGGAGUUUGUGGAUCGGUUAAAGAAUGAUCUAAACAUCACGGCUGAUCUGCUUGGCACCUCGGUGAAGUGGGGCGACGCUGACGUGCAGCGACAAUUCGAGGAGCUGGUCGAUUUUCAGAUGAAGGUUGAUGAGAUCGGCGAGGCGGCCGAAACUUUGGAACCAAUAAAAAACGUGACGUUCGGCCAGAUUCAGGCUUUCACAUCCCCGAUAAUCGACUUCCGGAAGCUGAUCGGCCCUCAUCUGCGGCGAGUCGAUUUAGAUGCUCUAGGGGAUGAGAUGCCAGUCGUAAUGCAGCAAGUUCCGGUGCAGGUUUUGAAGGAGUUGAUCCCGCUGUUUGACAAGACGAAAGAAGAAUUGUUGCGCAACUUUUUCCUCCUUGCCUGGGCGAAAAAGAUGCGCAUGGCCGUCGAGACGCUGAACGGGGGAAACUGCUUUAAAUGGACUGUUGCAUCCUACCAAUACGUCGUCGACCACGCAUUCCUCGCUCGGUACCGAGAUCCGGCCGAUGUUUUGGCAGGAAAGGAGGUGAUGAAAAAAAUUCAAAAAGCCUACGUGGAUGUGGUGAACGAGAAUGGGUGGCUGGGCCCGGAGACGAAGCAGUACCUGAUUGGAAUGGUUGAAACCGCCCAGCCGCUGUUUGGGCACACCGCGGAAAUGUCGAAUGCUACCAUGAUCGACGAGCUUUAUGACCGGGGCUACGGCGCGAAUUUGACUGCCUUCGUCGACGUGCUGUUCAACGGCCGGUCAGAGCUGACCAUCGGGCGUCCGCUCAUGCCAGCCCCACAGAUGGUCGGCCGAUUGUUGGAGGACAAUACCGUUGAACUCGGCUCGUUCUUCUUUGCGCCCCCCUACUUUUCGCGCGAUUGGCCGCUGGAGCGCCGGUUUGCUGGGCUUGGAACCACGAAGUGCCUGGCCGACAAGUUUGGCGCAAUUGUAUACGCGAAUGAAUGGCUGAACUUUUCAAUUCAGCACCACGGCAAUUUUUCGCUGCGAGAGGCAACCGCCGAUCUGAACGGGUUUAAAGUGGGGUUUAGGGCAUUCCUGAACGAGAAGAAGCGCCUUUUCGACAAUGAGCCGCCACGAUGGCCCGGGUUUACCAAGUAUACCCCCGAGCAGAUGUUCUUCCUCAGUGGCGCCCAGAUGUACUGCGGCAGAUUGCGCGGGCCUGCGACCCCGAAUGAUAUGCAAUUCAAUGACCCUCACCCGCAGCCGAUCUACCGUCUGAACUUUGCCUACCAAAACCUUGCACCGUUCGCCAACGCUUUUCGCUGUCCGCUGGACUCGCCGAUGAACCCGAAGAAGAAGUGCGGCCUUUGGCGUCACAGGAUGCUCCUA
Mesorhabditis spiculigera is the source of this 1854-nucleotide messenger RNA. NCBI's taxonomy places the organism in Eukaryota, Metazoa, Nematoda, Chromadorea, Rhabditida, Rhabditidae. The record is from the annotation of a GenBank genome assembly.